Molecule: messenger RNA, 1837 nt
Organism: Caenorhabditis elegans
Lineage: Eukaryota; Metazoa; Nematoda; Chromadorea; Rhabditida; Rhabditidae
Source: the annotation of a RefSeq genome assembly
AUGGAUACCUCUAGCAGAUCUUCUUCUCCGAUGUCUAUCUUUUCCACUGCCUCUGCUUUCAAGCUUCCGUACACUCGAAUUCCCGGAUCUCAACAAAAAGAUCGUAGUCUCAAGUGGACCGUUUGCAAAUGCUCAUCACUGAAAAUGAGAACCAUUCGUGUAGCUCAUCCGGAUGGUCGUUCUUAUCCAUUUGAGUUCUGCGCUGAAAAGGAUACCUUUGUACCUCAUGUGUGCUCUCCAUGUUUGCCAAUUAUUGCCGAGAAGGGCCUCUUUCCUGACUACGCUGUCUGGUGUGAAGAGAUUGGAAACCGUGUGAUUUUUGCAUUCAACUCGAUGUCGAACAAGAUGGAACAGUUUCUAUUCUUUCAAAACUCGCAGAUUUGUGGAAGUUGAUCGUCCAGAGUUGGUUUAUGAUCGGGAAAAAGCCACGACAGGGAGUAUGGUCACAGUAUUAAAUGGUGAGAAAGAGACUAUUGUGAUUGAAAGAGAUGAAACUGGAGCAAUGAUGACAAGAUCGUCUAUGCAUGCAUGUUCACCAAAAAAUCCAGUUACUACACUGGUAAUGCAAAGUAUUGAGACGAAUGGAUUGAUGGUUAGAGAAGAUGAAGAAGUAACAGAAAUCAGUAAUGAGUUUGGAUUUUUGGACUACUUGAAGACUCUCGCACCGUUCAGAAUUCAAUAUUGCGGAUUCACAACAAUUGUCGUGGCUGUUCUUUCCAAGAAAACCGGGAGAUAUUCAAAAUAUCAUUACGACAAUAGCACAGGAAAGUUCAUCAACGCAACAAGUAUUGGUUGUUCUAUGUGCAAUUCGGUUACCUCCGAAGAUGAUCUAAUUCCAAAGUAUUCCGUUCAUUCAAAAGUAUUAGAUACACGUGUGAUUCACUGCUUCAACUGCUUAAGCGAAAAGAAUGAACAGUAUACGUAUAAUUCAGCCACGAAUGAGUUUGAGCAAGUUUACUGUAAGGAGCUUGUCUAUGAUGCCCGUCGAGCCACGAACACAACACUGGAUGUUUUCGCAAAAGAUAAUGGAACUGUUCUUAUCAGUAGAACUAUCGACGAAACAAUUCAGAAGGAAAAAUAUUGCAGCUUGACGAAAGAAUAUGUAAUACUUCGGGCAGCUCGAGUGAAGACAUUUGCUGUAAAAAUUGAAGAAGAAAGACAGAAGAAGCUGGAUGAAAAGGAACAACUGAAGGUGCAAGAUCAAGAGAAUCCGAAGGAUAAGCAAAUUCUUGAGAUCAAGUUGGAAAUGGAAAAAAUCAAGAAGUCACUGGAACAAAGAGAUAGGAAGAUUAUGAGGCACGAGAGUGAACAAUAUGUCAUGGGAGUUGAAUUGGAUUGUGCGAAAGAGGAGUUGAACGAAAGUCGUAUGAAAAUUAAGGAAGCAAAUGAUUAUUGCUCUAAAUUAAAUGCAGAAAAAUCUCAAUCUCUCAUUGCAUCCAUGGAAACUAAAAAACAGAAUAAGAAUCUCAAGAAGAGCUUGGCGGAAAAGGAAAAACUGAUUGAGAAGUUGAAGGUGGAAAUCACCGAAAAAACAACUCAAGGGAAAAGUGGCCAAAUGAGAGGUAGGAAUUUGAUAUUUCACUUUUCAAACAUAUUAUUUACUAAAAUCAUUUCAGAACACUCUGUGCACCAUCGUAAUGUCAAUCCUGUUUCCAAGACCAACGCUCGGCCAUCACCAAGAAAUAUGGAAGAAGUCUUUGGUGUAACCUAUCCACCACAAUACGCUGGAACAGCCCGGGUAACAGCAGCCGCGUGGGCACCCAAAAAACCUUCUAACGAUCGUAUCAGCGUUCAAGUUCCGUUAGAAUAUUGGCAGCAUAACCGGCGUUGUGAAUAA